Physcomitrium patens is the source of this 3719-nucleotide messenger RNA. NCBI's taxonomy places the organism in Eukaryota, Viridiplantae, Streptophyta, Bryopsida, Funariales, Funariaceae. The record is from RefSeq and is a predicted model, not a curated record.
UACCGAUGCAUCAUCGGGGUGGAAUUUCGUCGACGGGGAUGUCCCCUAGCUCAGGAUCGAAUGCGAGUGUGUACUCACUCGUAGCACACGAUCGCAUGCUCCGAUGUUGGUCCUGCUGUGGAAUCUAGCGAAAGUUAGCCCGCUGCGUGCAUUUCGUCUCGUUGCCUGACUUGUAUUCUUCUUUGCACUGUUUUAUUCGGCAAUUGGAGUCGUGGAUGCUCCAAUUUUGAGCCGAUGUCUGCGAUUCUUGUGUGGUUUCUGUUCCUCGGCAAUCUGGCUGCAGAGAAGGUCUUUCUGGGACGGGAUUGUGCGUUACUCUCUGGAUUUUCGUCUGUUGAGCUCGCUUUGUAGCUCAAUUGACUUCGUCCCAUCACUUGUUGGACACCGAUUCUGGGAAUUCCUUUCUGGGAUCUUGGGCGACUGGACGAGCAUCCACGAUGAUAUCCUGUGAAAGAGUGCAUAGCUCAAGAUCAAGUAACUUGGGCAAUCAGCGAGUCACUGCAGGCUCAAGAUUAGUAAAUGGGAAUUCGCAGAUUUUAUCCACAGUUGAUUAUCUGAAGUGAAAAUGCUAAAUCUCUGGAGCAGGUUACUUGCGUUACAACACGCUGAAUCGGAUCCACAGCUCACACUGGUGUUUGAAGCAUUGCACGAGUUAAUAGAGGUUGAGAACGGUAGCACAAGGAUGUAAACUGGGAGCAUUGGAUUUGCCUGCAGUGACUAGAGUAUAAUCAUGGUCUCUACCUGAGCUUAUGUACCCUGCUAGAGUAUCUCGCAAGAGGAUUGUCACGAACAUAUUUAUCGCAUGCUUCAAGCAUUGCGCUCAGCAAUGGGAAGUUGAGAUACAAUCCUUUAUAAGUUUGUGAAGCUCAGACGAACGAAUAAGGAGAUGCCGUGACGUUGCAACAGAAGAUUUUGGAGGAUGGAGGAGGUUGUGGCGACGCUCUUAGAAGAGGACGAGGUGCUGGGGAUUGCUCAGAAUUCGUAUGAAUGGGAUUUAGGUGGCUGUGGAGGUCGGGAAGAUGUGAACCACGAACAUUCUCAGGAUCUUACAGCUAGCACUAGCAGACGGGAAAUAAAUAAUAAUUCUUUGGGUAGCAACGAUGAGGUAUUCUGCCACUCCGCUAUGUGCUUCGAGGAGAGUGGUAAUGAUUUUGUAGCAGAAGCCAGUGGGAGGAACAAUUCUGAGAGGGUGCAUUGCUCCAGAGUAGGUGCUGAGGAGGAUGUCGUAGUGGGCUUAAAGAAAGACCAUGCGGAGUUGGGUAGGUCUUUUCAAAUGGCAGUCAGUGUUCACGACUGGGCUCUAGCCGAGAGUCUCAUACCUCUGGCAGUUCCUCAUAAGCUCAACGAUGGCUUGUGUAUCGCCCUGGAUUCCAUUUGGUUUUUAAGCACGACACAGGAAUUGGCGGCUGCAACACGUUUAAUUGAGUGUUUGAUGCUUGCUGGGGCUCACGACUUCACACGAGCAGUUCUUCGUACUUCCUUCUUAGCUUCCUGCGUGUCAGCUUGCCGAUCACGGACUAUGAGCCUGGCAGACACCGUUACUGUAAUGGCACAAAGGUUAAGAGAGAGACUUCAGGAAUGUAAUGGUGAUGAAACUCCGAAGGAUGAAGCUGCAGCCAAAGUUCAGAGGUUCAUUGAAUGGGCUUUGAAAUGCAUUGGCUCACAAUCACGUGGAAAAGGAGCACACUCUGGAUCACCCGGUGACAUAAGCAUGGCUAUUAUACACAGUUCCGCUGUAGAAUCACGGCUUCAGCUUAUGGCGUUCAAGCGACUUUUGGAACUAGCUGGUUCUCGAUUGAGUAAAAAGGAUUUUACAGAAGCUUUUGACGCAGCAUGCUUUCCUCUCACUUUGUUCUCCAGCGCCAUUGAUCCUGGAUGGGCAACUGGCAUUGCCGCAAGUGCUAUGCAAGGGCUGUUAGGGCUUUUAGUUGAGGGAGGUGCAGAUAAUGUUAAUCAGUGUUUUCUAGAAGCUGCCAGGUUUGGAAGCACAGAACUUGUACGAAUAUUGCUCCAGAUUGCACAAUGGAAUGGUGUGGAGUUAGACGUGAACUUAGCGGUGGGAUUUGCCUCCCACUACUGUAAAAUUGACACCAUGGAAUGCCUUGUUGAAGAUGGUAAAGCGAAUUCUUUUUUGGGGCCUCUUAUGAGAGGUGCUGAACGGGGUUGCAUGGAGGUCGUUCAAUGGUUUGUAGGAAAGGGUUGUAAAGAUAUGGAGUUGUGUUUAGCGCUUACUGCUGCAGCUUCCAGUAGCCAUGUGGAUGUUGCUGCCUUUCUCUUAACCCAUGUUCCUCAUCAUGUUUUGCACACUCUCAGCGCCGAAAUUCUCAAGGCAGCAGGUGAACGGUCUGGUGGAUCUCUUGAAGGCAUAGCUUUUCUUUUGCAAGCUGAUUUCUUAAAUAACCCCACCGCGACGUACAGGACUGCCGAUAGCAUUUCAAAAUCGGAAGACGAAGCAAUCACCUUGGAGCUACGGACGUUUCUACAAGAAGAAUGGUCAGAGGAUGCUUUUUUGAAGGGGCGUUUACUUGGCCAAGCUCACCAUCUUAACGUCAUGCGUGCUCUGAAGCGGGGUUCCUCACCACUUCACUUGCAGGAACUUCCUUUGCAACUGCAAGUCACCGUCGCUUACCUUCCGCUCUACAAAGAAUGCAUGGCUUCAAGCGGGGUGGUUCUUUCGCAAUGGCUUAGAGGCCAGCUUGUUGAGGCAGCUCUGAGGCUGAAUGAAGGCGAUCUAUGCUCAUCGGAGGAGCUUUUCAUGAAGUGCAGCAAGCAUGAGCUUCUCUUAAUCCUGGAGUCUCGAUUGCCGGGUUUCGUGCUAGCUUCCGAAGGCAAAUGAAGACAAAUUAAAUUCUACACGGUGGCUCGCAGUCAUGAAUUAAUAUUCGAAAUUUUGAAUUGUCAUAAUGAGUCUCUCUCUCGUCGCCUGAAAUAAGAGAGAGCCUUGGUCCUUGAGGAGCAACUUCAUCUCCCCUUGUUGGUUAUUGGACAGCACAGCCGAUGAGAAUUAUUGUCAUUGAAAGCACAGGAAACAUGGGUCACGCUUCAGCAAAUAAAGUUGACUCUGCUGUAGAGGAAGACGACGGUGAUCACGGUCUUUCUGUUCGUUCUCAACUGGAUCAAGCUUUAAUCCGAUACUACGGUUAUGUAUUGUUGGGAGACUGACGAUUGAAAUCACAAGUUCGAUCUCCAUUCCAAGCCGGUCAUGGCUCCCUUGAAUACUUUGGACUCAUUGGUUGGAUCCAUGCUGAUGUGGGGGUCCGUGAAGCCACAUUCAAUGCUCAAGUUAUCAGGUUUAACACGGUUGGCUGCUGUGGAUGAUGAUGAGCUAUUUGUAAAGUGCUUGGACUUGGAGCCUAAGAGUGUUCCGAGUUAGAUUAAGUGCCCUGAGUGAUACUCGUCUUGGAUGCAGGCCAUUUGAUGUCUUCGAGAGCGUUCCAACUUCGUGACAUAAUCUCUUGUGGCAGUGUGUCUAUUAAGAGGGAUUGGUGAUGGAGUAGGUGCAGGUGUGGUUGCAUCCCGCCCCUUCCAAGGCGAAGGCUUGCAUUAAAGAUGGCCUAGAAGAAUUCACCCAGUGGUUGCAUGUGGUGCGGUAUUCGUUUGUGCGAGAAAAGUAUAUUGGAGUUGAAAUGUACAAAGAAUCCAUUUUACUGGGCUUGCGCAUACAAGAAACUGAAAACGUGAAAUAAGGCUGCAUGGCAUUGAAGUCUGAUCAUUUUUCA